This is a messenger RNA of Torulaspora delbrueckii, 1671 nucleotides long. It is a transcript of the gene CDH1, whose product is annotated as Cdh1p. Bases 1 to 1671 code for a protein of 556 amino acids. The record is from RefSeq and is a predicted model, not a curated record. Gene Ontology annotation, molecular function: ubiquitin ligase activator activity; protein binding; anaphase-promoting complex binding. Gene Ontology annotation, biological process: positive regulation of ubiquitin protein ligase activity; positive regulation of anaphase-promoting complex-dependent catabolic process; anaphase-promoting complex-dependent catabolic process. The transcript has a single exon. Gene Ontology annotation, cellular component: anaphase-promoting complex. Lineage: Eukaryota; Fungi; Ascomycota; Saccharomycetes; Saccharomycetales; Saccharomycetaceae.
AUGUCAGGAUAUUCGGAUAAUCCUUUUAUCAACAACACGCCUUCUUCGUCUCCGCAGAAACCUCGGGAUGGAAAUAGAGUUUUAAAGCGACCGUUCGGUAGCUCAUCGUCAUCGUCAUUGCUGUCUUCUCCUAGUAGACAGUCACGAACUGCUGGCUCCAUUGUCUAUGCCGAUCGCUUCAUUCCAAACCGGACGGGUAUUGAUUUAAACACUUUGGCUUCUAUAGGUAGUAGCGCCAGUCUACCGCCACCUGGCCCCUCCUCAACAGAUGAUCAAGUCGAAUUGCAAAAAGAGAUUCAAGCACACGAAACGUUUGAUGCAGUUCUUAAGAAUGAGCUUUUUGGUGAGAAAUUGGUGCGCGACGCUGUGGGAAAGGAAAGUAGCAUCGAUCGGAUUAAGAAUACUAGGUCUUCCGCGAUUGAUUUCUUGGGCGGGAGCAAUAAUACAGUACAAGAUAGCUCAUUGUUUGAUGAAGAGCACCCAGACUCUGCACCCGCUACGCCGCGAAGGAUCCUGCCUAGUAAUGAUGAGUAUCGCAGGCCUUCGAGCAAUUCACUUCGCGGUGCAAGCCUACUCACCUACACGGGAAGUAAUGGUACUCGACCUUCAACGGUGUCCUUAAUGCAGUCCCAAAUCUUCGAUUCAAUGUCUCCGGUUCGCCCUGACUCAGAGAAGUUUCUUUUAUCACCAGGUAGAAAGUUUAGGCAGAUCGUCAAGAUUCCAUACAGAGUGCUCGACGCACCAUCGCUUGCCGAUGACUUCUACUAUGACUUGGUCGAUUGGUCUUCUACUGAUAUGUUGGCUGUGGCUCUUGGAAAGUCGAUCUUUCUGACUGAUAAUGCUUCAGGUGAUGUAGUUCACCUUUGCGAUACCGAAAAUGAAUACACAAGCUUGAGCUGGGUCGGAGCAGGCUCUCAUCUAGCUAUAGGGCAAGCGAACGGUUUGGUCGAGAUAUAUGACGUGGUGAAGAGGAAGUGUAUUAGAACUUUGUCAGGGCAUAAGGAUAGGGUUGCUUGUCUCUCGUGGAACAACCACAUAUUAACAUCAGGUAGUCGGGACAGGCGUAUCCUCCAUAGAGACGUCCGUGUACCUGACUCUUUCUUCGAGCGCAUAGAGACACACUCGCAAGAAGUAUGUGGCUUAAAAUGGAACCCAGAGAGCAAUAAAUUAGCAUCUGGCGGGAAUGAUAAUAUGGUUUAUGUAUAUGACGGGACCUCUAGAUCGCCGGUCUUGAAAUUUGAAGAGCACACAGCAGCCGUGAAAGCCUUAGCGUGGUCGCCUCACAAGAGAGGAAUUUUGGCCUCUGGUGGCGGUACAGCAGAUCGAAAGCUAAAGACGUGGAAUGUGAACACGGGAUUCAAAGUAAAUGAAGUCGAUACGGGAUCUCAGGUGUGCAAUAUGAUCUGGUCGAAGAAUACGGAUGAAAUCGUUACUUCACACGGCUAUUCAAGGUACAAUCUAACACUGUGGGAUUAUCCAACCAUGAAUCCGGUAGCGAUAUUAAAGGGACAUAGUUUUAGGGUCUUGCACUUAACCUUGUCAGCAGACGGUACUACUGUGGUAUCUGGCGCGGGUGAUGAAACUCUCCGAUAUUGGAAGAUUUUUGACAAACCGAAGGCUAAAGUAAAGCCAGAUUCGGUGAUUUUUGGGUCUUUUGGGCAAAUAAGGUGA